AUGACGGCCUAUCAUCCCGCGUCUAACGGGAUGGUAGAGCGCCUACACAGACAACUAAAGGCAGCGACCAAGAGUCAUGAUACGAGCAACUGGGUCGAAAUUCUCCCGAUUGUUUUGUUAGGCAUUCGAACCGCGAUAAAGGAGGAUCUUAACGCAACGGCGGCCGAAAUGGUUUACGGCACAAGCAUACGAUUGCCGACAGAAUUUUUCUUGCCAUCAGAGCAGCAAGCCAAUUCAGAAUAUGCGAACCGGCUUAAAGAACAAAUGGGGAAGGUCAGGCCACAUCCGGUCACGCGUCAUGGCGAAAAUAAAAUUUUCGUUUUCAAAGCAUUAGAAUCGUCGCCGUAUGUUUUCUUGCGCUAUGACGCGACAGGGGGCCCUUCACAGCCUCAGUUCGACGGACCGUUUAAGGUUGUAAAAAGAAACGAGAAAAACUACAUAAUUAAAAUAAACAAUCAUGACGUAACGGUUUCCAUAGAUCGACCAAAACCUGCGUUUAUUGUUCCGGACAACCUAGAAGAAGAAACCGCCGAAUCUUGUAACAUACUGAUUCCUUUAGGUCAGACGAACGCGCGCGACGGAAACGGCACAAACAACAACGAUCGAACCGCGGAAGAAAACACCAGAAACAGGUACGUUACGAGAUCUGGACGAAGAGUCCGUUUUCCCGAUUGGUAUCAGGCAGGUUUCGGGUAA
Molecule: messenger RNA, 696 nt
Organism: Bombus huntii
Lineage: Eukaryota; Metazoa; Arthropoda; Insecta; Hymenoptera; Apidae
Exons: 1
Coding region: 1-696 (231 amino acids)
Molecular function (GO): nucleic acid binding
Source: RefSeq, a predicted model, not a curated record